This is a messenger RNA of Fomitiporia mediterranea MF3/22, 867 nucleotides long. RefSeq lists its product as uncharacterized. Lineage: Eukaryota; Fungi; Basidiomycota; Agaricomycetes; Hymenochaetales; Hymenochaetaceae. The record is from RefSeq and is a predicted model, not a curated record. The transcript has a single exon. Bases 1 to 867 code for a protein of 288 amino acids.
AUGCCGCCUGCUGAAGCGCCGCAGAAUGAUUUUCAUGCACGCAUCGAUCCUGCGUUGAGGGAUACUCCCGGGCCUGCUCCUCAAUCUUACGAAACGGCUCCACAGGAGCCUUAUCUGCAGCUUUAUCCGAGCAGUGUCGGUGCACAUCGUGAACGACCCGUCCGUGGUGCAGCCCGUAGUGCGCCAUAUCCUUCUGCGCUUGCCAUACCGAAGGAUCCGUCGCGACACGGAUCGGAAGGCGGUCCUCAACGAUAUGCCUCCGAUUCACCGGUCGAUAUGCGGUAUAGGAAUGAGCAUCAUUCGAGCGUGUCGCAGAGUAGCGGAGAUUCGUAUUUGCCGCAUGAGUAUCAACGCAAUCAUCACAGUGUUUCCGCACCCAGCGUACUUGGUGGUUAUGACCAAAACGGAUACGCACCUCAUCAUUCUUUCAACCCUGGUAGCCAUCGGGACGACGCGUCGUCUAAAGAGUCUUCAUCUUCUGGUCAGAAUAUGUCACCGACUUAUUCCGAGCAAAGAUCGCAACCCUCGUCGGCCAACUCACAUUACUCUACUCGGUUUUCACGUAGUCCAACGACUUACCAAAUGACACCUUCCUCGACGACAAGCUAUGGGCCUCCACAACUUAGUAUUCCUAUUCCUUCGAGCACUGGCUCAGCGCCUGGACCUAGUUCUUCUGUUUCGAGUGGUGGCUCGUAUAGUAUCCCUCCGCAUAUGGAACGCAGACCUACGAGUGAGACGGAUAUGUUCAACGGUGUGCACCAAACUCGUACCGAGUAUCACGAAGAUGAGGGGCGUGCGGGUUCUUCUGCAUCGUGGAACUCGGCUCGUUCGACACCUCAUACUGUGGAGUUGAGUUCUCGUUUUUGA